GAUAAAUAAUUUUUGCAGUGUUCACAUGGAGGAAGUUAAAAGUUCUAGGCGCUAAUCAUGACGUCAGCGCUAGAAGAGAAAAAUCGUGAAAUUAUCAACUAUGCGAUUAGUCACUUCACAGAGGUCAUCGUCAGUCCAGAGUUUCUUGACUUUUCGCCAGAACUUCUUAAUCAGAUUUUAAGCGCUGAUAACCUCCACAUUGACUGUGAAGUGGAUGUCUUUCAGGCUAUCAUUAGAUGGUACGAACAUGAUAAGAAUACACGUGCUACAAACCUUUCGUUACUAAUGAGCUCCUUGAGGCUGGAGCAUUUCGAUGGCAUAUUUAUAGACAAAAUUAUGAAACCUCUACCGGGUUGUGCACAGUUAGCAGAAAAGGCAUUAAAAUUGAUCACAACAUCAAUGGAUACCGGGGGCUAUACAAAAGCGGAAAAUGAACGGAAAUAUUGCGGAUUGUUGAUUUUAAACGAUGUAAAAAAAUUAAAAUACAUCCUUCGCUAUAAUUCAGCGCUGAAGAAAUGGCAAAAAUGCUUCGAACUUAAAUUCAGAGACUACAGCUAUGGAUUGGUUUACUACGAGAGUAGUCUGUUCUUUAUUGGUGGCCGCGGGCGAGGUGUCCAAAGAAACAAUACUGUUAAACGAUUUAAUAUGGAAACAUUUACGUGGGUGGAAAUGGCAAGCAUGUCCAAGCGUCGUGAUGAUCUGUGUGUUGUGAUGCUAAAUGAAAAGAUUUACGCUUUUGGUGGGCAUGAUGGUGGCGAUCCUUUCAAUACAGUUGUGAUGUUUGAUAUAUGCACUAAUCAUUGGCAAGUACUGCCGGCAAUGUCAGCUCACAGAUAUGGUGCCAGCGUUAUCGCAUACAAAGAAAAAAUCUACAUAUUCGGUGGAUUGGGCAUUGACUGUCAGCCCUUGAGUACAGUUGAAUGUUAUGAUCCAAAAACCAGCAGUUGGACGACAUGCAGCAAUAUGAAUGGGGCGCGCGGUUGGCCUGGCAUUACCAUAUUAAAUGAAUUCAUAUUUCUGAUUGGUGGCUACAAUGAGGGCAUGUUAAAUACAGUGGAGCGCUACGACCCAAAACAGAAUAUAUGGCUCGAGGUCGCACCGUUAAGAGUAGCCCGCUUCGGCAUCUGCGCCAUCACUGUCGGCAAACGGAUAUGGGCGCUCGGCGGUCAUGAUGUGUAUACGGUGGAAGAAUAUAAUUUUGAAAAUAAUGAGUGGAACGAAAAACAGGCAUUACCAAUUUAUGGUCUACACAGCUAUGUGGAAGUGCCAAGUCAGCUGGUUGAUAGAAUGCAAACAAAUUGUGCAAAAGAAAAGGUGAACUGUGAACGGUUUUAGCUUAUUAGCACGCAUUGUGUGACGCGGACACGCAUUGAGGCGAUUUCAUUUGUCCACCGAGGCCACUCGUCGAUUUGGACUUUUUUAUGAGGUUACUCGAGUGACCGUAUUUAUGAGAAUAAAUUUCACACUUUGAAAAUCAUCAUUCGUCAAGUUAUGGGCAAAAUCACACCCUAUAUAUGUAUGUCGACAUGUGGUCGAAAAUGUCUCGAAAAAGACGAAUGCUUAAACUCUCCUAAGUUACACACACAUUAGCAAAUUUUUACUUUUGUUCAUUAAUGAGAAAGUGUGAUCUACUCCGAUAGUCAGGCAGCCUUGAAAGCUUCAGAGAAUGCAAAGUCCCUUAGUAAAUUUCGAGAACAUUAUUGAAAUUCUAUUCAUAUGGUUUCAUUUCUUAGAAAUCGCAGCAUCAAAUUGAUGAGUUAAACUCAAAACUCUUUAUUUUACUUGUUUUUGAUAUUCUUA
Molecule: messenger RNA, 1800 nt
Organism: Rhagoletis pomonella (apple maggot)
Lineage: Eukaryota; Metazoa; Arthropoda; Insecta; Diptera; Tephritidae
Product: kelch-like protein 4
Exons: 7
Coding region: 58-1335 (425 amino acids)
Molecular function (GO): protein binding
Source: RefSeq, a predicted model, not a curated record